AUGGACGCCCGCGCCCUCGCUUCCCCGAACCUGUCCGUCAUCCUGGCCGGGAAUAAAGCUGAUCUGACCUCCGACGCCCAGUCCGAUUUCGAAGAUAACUCCCGCCGGCCUCCAACCCCGUCUAGUAUUUCCAGCAGACAAUCGUCUAUCCCCUGGGAUGUGAAUGGGUCGAUUCGCUCGACCAGCCUGAUGGGGACGGGGACUAGGUUGACUGCUACUCGUGCCUCGGAAGGCAGAGAGGUUAGCUCCGAGGAGACAUCCCACUGGGCUGCUAAGUCAAAUAUACCCGUCGCUGUGGAGAUCUCAGCUCUGACGGGGGAUGGCGUGGAGGAAGUCUUUAAUCGUUUGGCGCGUAUAAUCUUGACAAAGAUCGAGCUCGGUGAGAUCGACCCCGAUGACCCGCAGAGUGGCAUCCAGUACGGGGAUGGAGGUCUAUACGGUGGCAGCGAUGCUUCGAGCAUCAGAAGUCGGGCAACGUUGGACGAUAGCUCCGUACCCCUCCAGCGCAGAACUCCCCGUCGAAAGGGCAAAGCUCCUGGCACACCCAACUGGAAGAGCGGGAUGAGGGAAUGGGAGGAUGUAUUCCGCUUGGGCUCUGGAAGUCGCCCAAAUCAAGGGUGUUGUUAG
Molecule: messenger RNA, 627 nt
Organism: Penicillium digitatum Pd1
Lineage: Eukaryota; Fungi; Ascomycota; Eurotiomycetes; Eurotiales; Aspergillaceae
Product: putative Ras family GTPase (Rab4b)
Biological process (GO): regulation of endocytosis; vesicle-mediated transport
Cellular component (GO): recycling endosome; plasma membrane
Molecular function (GO): GTPase activity; GTP binding
Source: RefSeq, a predicted model, not a curated record